This is a messenger RNA of Sabethes cyaneus, 1644 nucleotides long. Its product is annotated as probable 4-coumarate--CoA ligase 1. The coding region runs from base 1 to 1644 and encodes 547 amino acids. Gene Ontology annotation, biological process: fatty-acyl-CoA biosynthetic process; long-chain fatty acid metabolic process. Gene Ontology annotation, molecular function: long-chain fatty acid-CoA ligase activity. NCBI's taxonomy places the organism in Eukaryota, Metazoa, Arthropoda, Insecta, Diptera, Culicidae. The transcript is spliced from 2 exons. The record is from RefSeq and is a predicted model, not a curated record.
AUGCGUUCCCCGCGAGAUGUCUACACAUUCUACGACCCGGCCACGAAAAUAUGGAGCGGCACCAAAACGCCACCCCUACUGAAUCCAAACCAAUCGUUGGGAGAACUGAUCCUAGCGAUGCUGGCCAAAACACCCGACUCGAUUACGCAGAUAAGUGCCGACACUGGUGCUCGAGUUACCUGCGAAGAAAUGCGCCUGCGGACGGUUCGCGUGGCACAGAACUUGACCGCGUUGGGUUACGGCCAACAGGACAUAUUCACCAUGGCCGUUCGAAACGGUGAACUGGUCGCUCCGGUUGUGUUUGCCUGCUUUGCUCUAGGCAUUCCGCUCAAUACGCUAGACGCAACCUUCAAGCGGGAUGAUUUUAGUUACAUGCUGGAAACGGUCAAACCGAAGGUCGUAUUCUGUGAUCAGGAAACAUUGGAUGAAAUGCAAGCGUCAAUCAAGAUGGCAGGUAUUGAUCCAGUAGUGUAUGUUUUUGGCGAAACAGUAAGCGGGUUCAGGCACGUGGAAGAGUUGCUGAAACCAACUGGAAAUGAGGAAUAUUUCGUUCCUGCUCACUUCGAAAACGUUUCGUCAAAGCUAGCUAUCGUCGUUUGCUCGUCCGGAACUACUGGUCGUUCCAAGGGAGUAUGUCUUUCUCACUCACUUUGCAUUGCAAAUAUAGCCGGUAUGUUGGACUGCCGACCCACGGACGUAUUGAUGGGUUUUAGUUCCUUAUACUGGCUAUCAGGUUUGGCCUUCUUGCUGUUAGGUACAGUCAGUGGAGCAACACGCAUUAUCACUCGGGAAUCUUUUAGACCUUCCUUGGCACUGGAUAUAAUAGAACGGUUUCGUAUUACACUGGUUUUCUUCCCGCCAUCAUCGUUGGUAGCUAUUGUGAAGCAUCCAGGUGUUGUGCAAACGGAUUUCAGCAGCAUACGAGUUUUGUUUUCCGGUGGAUCAAUGGUGUCUUCAGAUUUAAAACAUUCCUUCGAAAAGUUACUUCCGAAUGCAAAUUUCCACGUAGGCUACGGUUUAUCUGAAGCAGGGGGAGUAGUAACAUUGUCGGAUAGCGACACUUACAAAGAUGGAUGCACCGGGUAUAUAAGAGCAACUUGUCAAGCAAAAGUUGUAGAUGAUGAUGGAAAUGCCCUGGAGAUUGGCGAGAAAGGAGAAAUACUGGUUAAAAUGGAGUACAAUUUUCUCGGUUAUUAUAAAAACCAAGAAGCUACUGAAGAAAUGUUGGAUAACGCAGGGUGGUUACACACCGGAGACAUUGGAAAGUUUGACAGAGAUGGACUGCUGUUUGUAGUAGAUCGGAAAAAGGACAUCAUCAAAUAUGACAAUUUCCAAAUAUCCCCAAGUGAGAUUGAAGCCGUAAUUUUGGAGCUGCCGGGGGUGGCAAAUGUGUGUGUAGUUGGAAUUCCAGUUCCCGGAAAUGAUCUUGCGACCGCUCUGGUAAUCAAAAGCGGAAAAGUUGAUACAAAUGAAGCUGAAAUUCAUCAAGUGGUAGAGCGUCAACUUGCUAACUUUAAACAGCUACGCGGAGGGGUAUAUUUUGUCAAGCAUUUGCCGUUUACACCUUCCGGAAAGGUUUUGCGAAGGCAGUGUCGCGAUACUGCAAUCGCACUGUUUAAUAAUUGUGGCGACGCGAGAAACUAG